CGGAUCGGCCCCCCAGGGAAAGCAACCAUCCCCGGCUUCGCCGCCGCUCCGGGCGGUGUCGGUGACUGAGGCGGGCGGAUGGCGGCGGAGCUGGGAGCGGGGCUGCGCAUCUUCCGCGAUAUAUUAAGAAGAGCAGACAAGAAUGACGAUGGCAAACUGUCCUUUGAUGAAUUCAAAGCUUACUUUGCUGACGGAGUUCUGAGUGGAGAAGAACUGCAUGAACUUUUUCACACGAUCGAUACACACAAUACUGACAAUCUUGACACAGAAGAGCUCUGUGAAUAUUUUUCCCAGCACUUAGGAGAGUAUGAAAACGUUCUAUCUGUCUUGGAAGACUUAAACAUAACCAUACUGAAGGCAAUGGACAAAACAAAGAAAGACUAUCAGGAAGCUUCCAAUUUGGAGCAGUUUGUGACUCGCUUUCUUUUGAAGGAGACACUGAACCAGCUUCAGUCCCUCCAGAGCAGCCUGGAGUGUGCCAUGGAAACCACGGAGGAGCAGACUCGGCAGGAGAGACAAGGCCCAACAAAACCAGAAGUGCUCUCAAUUCAAUGGCCAGGAAAACGCUCAGCUCGAAGGCUUCAGAGGAACAACAGCCUGUUGCCAAAUAGCCCUCAUUUUAGCACAGGUUGGAUUGAGGAAGACAGCCAGUGGAUGACCCAGAUAAACAGACUCCAAAAGCUGAUUGACAGGCUGGAAAAGAAGGACCUAAAGCUUGAGCCAUUUGAAGAGGAAGUUUUAGAAGAAAAUGCAAAAUCUCACAUAAUGAUUGUCCAACGUCAAAUGUCUGUGAUAGAAGAAGAAAUCGCGGAGUUCCGGCUUGCUCUGAAGCAGUACGUGGAAUCUGCUUCUACUCAGGGUGGCUGCUUGCAUGUUUCAAUACAGAAGCUUCCAAGUGAUUCCCGCUUCAUAGUCUAUGAGUUCUGGGAGAACUCCAAUGCCUGGAAUAGCCACCUUCAAAUGAAUUACAGCAAGACAUUCCAAAGAAGUAAUGUGGACUUCUUGGAAACUCCUGAGCUCAUCACAACAAUGCUAGUCCCUGCAUCGUGGUGGGUCCUCAAUAACAACUAGAAGCUGUGGUUCCAAGUAAUGUUAAUGUUGCAUUGUUUUUCAUUACAAUAACAUAGUGGAAGUGUUUAAGGCCAGGCUGGAUGGGGCUUUGGGCAACCUGGUCUAGUGGAGGGUGUCCCUGCCCAUGGCAGGGGGGUUGGAUGUAGAUGAUCUUUGAGGUCCCUUCCAAACCAAACCAUUCUAUGAUUCUAUGAUUCUAUGAACAUUCACAUAGCAGUGUACAGGUGCGUUGGGUUAUGAAUUUAUGAUGUGAUACCAUUUGUUAUUAUGGAUGUGAUCUUUUCCAUUUUAAAAUAUGGAAAAGUGCACAUUACCUUCCCCUCUUGCGACUAGUUCAGUGAAAUGAUGCAUUCUAAAAGCUGAAAUAAGACAACUACGCUAAACUGUUUAUUGUGUAUAUUCAGUCCAAACUGUAACAGAAAAGUGCAUCUUGAUUGGUAUGACUAAAUAUUUGUGAAGUUUUAGUCUUGUGUUAAUAAACAAUUGUUACUUAA
Molecule: messenger RNA, 1565 nt
Organism: Grus americana (Whooping crane)
Lineage: Eukaryota; Metazoa; Chordata; Aves; Gruiformes; Gruidae
Gene: NECAB1
Product: N-terminal EF-hand calcium binding protein 1
Exons: 14
Coding region: 79-1071 (330 amino acids)
Biological process (GO): regulation of amyloid precursor protein biosynthetic process
Cellular component (GO): cytoplasm
Molecular function (GO): calcium ion binding
Source: RefSeq, a predicted model, not a curated record